Molecule: messenger RNA, 1346 nt
Organism: Arabidopsis lyrata subsp. lyrata
Lineage: Eukaryota; Viridiplantae; Streptophyta; Magnoliopsida; Brassicales; Brassicaceae
Product: transcription factor MYB78
Exons: 3
Coding region: 287-1093 (268 amino acids)
Biological process (GO): regulation of DNA-templated transcription
Cellular component (GO): nucleus
Molecular function (GO): DNA-binding transcription factor activity; sequence-specific DNA binding
Source: RefSeq, a predicted model, not a curated record
AGUAUAUAGUUGCAAAAUUCCACUUUAGAAACAGAAUAAAAAAUAAUUGAACAUCACACUUAUGCCGUGUUCCAGUCACUCUUCAACAUUCUACUCAUUUUCAAAUAUCCUUUCUAUACUUUUAAAAUUAUUUUAUUCUUAUGUUCCGAUCCUUCGCUAUAUAUAUUUAUAAAAUCACACAUUGCUUAAUCACUUCAAAUCUAAUCCACAAAAGCAUUCACACAAUCUCAUCUCUAUCUCUCUCUGUCUCUCUUUUCCUUUUCUCAUUAAAGUUCUUUUAAAAGAAAUGGAAGAUUACGAGCAAAACUCAAACUCUCCAACUCAUGAAGAAGAUUCUGAUGUACGGAAAGGUCCAUGGACCGAGGAAGAAGAUGCAAUCCUAGUCAACUUCGUCUCUAUCCAUGGUGAUGCUCGUUGGAACCACAUCGCUCGUUCCUCUGGGCUAAAGAGAACUGGUAAGAGUUGCAGAUUAAGAUGGCUUAACUACUUACGUCCAGAUGUUAGAAGAGGCAACAUCACUCUCGAAGAACAAUUUAUGAUCCUCAAACUCCAUUCUCUUUGGGGCAAUAGGUGGUCGAAGAUUGCACAGUAUUUACCGGGAAGAACAGAUAAUGAAAUAAAGAAUUAUUGGAGAACUCGAGUCCAAAAGCAAGCUAAACACCUAAGAUGCGAUGUUAAUAGUAAUCUUUUCAAGGAGACGAUGAGAAAUGUUUGGAUGCCGAGAUUGGUGGAAAGAAUUAAUGCUCAAUCAUCACCCGCCACGUGUGAGCCAGUGGAGUCAAUGAUCACCGACCCAGGUCAACCUAUUAAAGAACCGAUUCCGGUCGAACCGGGUUUCCUUCAAUUCAACCAGCAAUUUGUACCGGCAUUGGAAUUGUCCGCAACGUCUUCGAAUUCGCUGGCUGAGACGUUAUCGGACGUUCAAGGUGGGGUGGUGAACGGGUCGGGUAGUGACCCGGCGGGUCAAACGGGUUUCGGAGAGUUCAACGAUUGGGGCUGUGUUGGUGGGGACAACAUAUGGACCGAUGAGGAGAGUUUUUGGUUCUUGCAGGACCAGUUCUGCCCCGAAACGACAUCGUAUUCGUAUAAUUAAGGAAAUAUACGAUUACGAUACGUAACGAGGAAUUCAAUUGCGUCACGUUUGGUGCAGUAAUAUUCAUUCGUGCGUGAUGCCAUUUUAGAUACGGCCUUGGUAUACGAAUCUUGACUUAAUUAUUAUGUUUUUUUCUUUUCUUUUUCUCUUGUUUUAUACAUCCCCCGAUUAAAUUAAGAUUUGAUCAUCACGGGAGGAUGUUGUGAUUCACUGAUUUGUGAUAUAUCAUAUAUGACAUAUGUGAAUUAUUGGA